UGAAGGGCUGGCAAAACUUGACUUGACCGUAAAUUUCAUUGGGGAGCUGAGCAGCAUUAAAUCCCUGCAGCACAACAUCCACCUGAAGGAGCUCUUUCUCAUGGGGAACCCAUGUGCUGACUUUGAUGGCUACAGGCAGUUUGUGGUGGUGACUCUACAGCAGCUAAAGUGGUUGGAUGGUAAAGAAAUAGAGCGUUCAGAAAGGAUUCAGGCAUUGCAGAACUAUCCAGCAGUUGAACAGCAAAUAAGAGAGCAGGAAAAAGCAUACUGCCUCAGAAGAGCUAGAGAGAAAGCAGAAGCUCAGAGGAAACUUGAAGAAGAGCAUGAAAAUGAAAAGAGAAGCAGCCCAGGCUUCAAUGGGCGUUGGUACACAGACAUCUACCCUGCUCUGUCAUUUUCUACUGAGAGCAAAAACCACCUCCAGGCACCAGAAAUACAAGCAGAACACAAAACAGACAAAUUAGAUGCAUGUGAUGAUGACCUGGCUUUCUGGAACAAGCCCUCUUUGUUUACUCCUGAAUCUAGAUUGGAAACUCUCAGACAUGUGGAAAAACAAAGGAAAGCCGAAGAAAAAUUAAGUGAAAAAAAGAAGAAUGUGAGGCCACCCCGGACUUUGGUCACUGAACAUGGAAAGGCCCUAAAUGUCAAUGAGCCCAAACUUGACUUCUCUUUGAAAGAUGAUGAAAAACGUAACCAGCUCGUCCUGGACCUGGCUGUCUACAGGUAUAUGGACACCUCUUUGAUCGAGGUUGACGUGCAGCCAACUUAUGUCCGAGUAAUGGUCAAAGGAAAGCCAUUUCAGCUUGUCCUUCCAGCAGAAGUCCGCCCUGACAGUAGCUCCGCUAAAAGGUCUCAGACAACGGGGCAUCUGGUGAUCUGUAUGCCCAAGGUAGAAGAAGUGAUCACAGUUGGUGGACGAGCAUCCAAGUCUGUGAAAACCUCAUUGGAUAACAGCAGAGAGCAAACACAUAAAAGAGGCAAGCAAAUUGAGAAACUAGAAGUGGAUCCAAGCAAACAUUCAUGUCCUGAUGUAACUACAAUAGUUCGAGAGAAAAAACAUGCACCCAGAAGGCUGGGAUGUGAACCUAAAAUUGUAUCUAAUGAGGAAGAUCCAGACUUUGAAGAUAACCCUGAGGUGCCCCCACUGAUUUGAAACCCCAGCUGGGUUAUCAUUG
Messenger RNA from Castor canadensis (American beaver), 1175 nucleotides. Lineage: Eukaryota; Metazoa; Chordata; Mammalia; Rodentia; Castoridae. The record is from RefSeq and is a predicted model, not a curated record.